AUGAUGGGUACAGCCAUGCAGAAUCUGGACCAGCUGUUGACUAUGCCAUAUGGGUGUGGGGAGCAGAACAUGGUACACUUUGCCCCCAAUAUUUUUGUUAUGCAGUAUCUGGAAAAGACUAAUCAGCUGACUGAUGAGAUCAAGAGCAAAGCCACUGAGUUCAUGGAGAAAGGUGAGAGACAUUUUGUUAUCAUUUAG
This is a messenger RNA of Staurois parvus, 198 nucleotides long. Lineage: Eukaryota; Metazoa; Chordata; Amphibia; Anura; Ranidae. The record is from the annotation of a GenBank genome assembly.